GUGAUCAGUCUUUGGGACGCGUAUUUGGCGUGCAGAUCGCGGCCGAGAACUUCGCAUCGAAAAUCCACUCUCAGUGGUUGAGGCAAAACAAAAAUAACGAGCACACGGCACUCGAAUUAGCCAAAAAUAAAAUAAACAAAAUUGAACAGCAACUGGUGCGAGGGCCUCAGUUGUUUUACGAGCUUCGGCGCGCGCGCACACACACAUCAGAUUCUCUGGAAAAAUCUGUGACAAUGCUGCGAGCUAAUCUAAUCGGUCUGCUGUGCCUCUGUUUGUCUCUGGGCCCGGCUGAGUCACGCACGCGGCCCAAAGAUUUGACCAUUACGAAAUUCGUGACAAUUGGCAGCGGCGGCGGCACAUCCCACGUGGAGUCUUUGCUGGGCAACAGUCGGCCCAGUCCGGAGACGUACAAGACGGUGCGCAAUGCCUUCUUCAACUACGAGGAGUCGAGAGCGCUGGGCAAUGAUCUGGAGCUGAGCUCGCGCGAGUUGCAAGCCAACGGGACGAUCAUGAAGGCCAAGCUAACGGAGUACAGAGAGGGCCUAAUAACGCCGUAUCUCUUCAAGCCGUCGCAGCAUAUCUUCAACGUGCUCGCGGCCAUCGAUAAGACGGACCUCUUCCAGAUCCUGAAGCGCAUGCCCAAGGGCGGAGUUCUGCACGCCCACGACACGGCUCUGUGCAGCACCAAGUCCAUCAUUGAGCUGACCUACUAUGAUCAUCUGUGGAUUUGCCAGCAGGCUGGUGAUCUAAGUGCCGCCGCUCUGCGGUUCGCCAAAGCGAAGCCCGACGCUCUGACUGAUCCCAACUGUGAUUGGAGUCUGCUGUCGGAGGUGCGCAAACAGUAUGGAGCGGACAAGGUGGACGAAUAUUUGGCCGAGCGCCUCACGCUUUACCCGACGACGGACUUCCAGGAUAUCAAUGCUGCUUGGACCAGAUUCACGCAAAUCUUCCAGCUGCUCGACGGACUGCUCAUGUACGCCCCGGUCUGGAGUGACUAUUACUACAAGGCGCUGCAGGAGUUCUACGCCGAUGGCGUUCAAUACCUGGAAUUCCGUACGACGUUGCCCACGCUCUACGAUAUGGAAGGCACCGAGUUCACCCCGCUCGACACUGUGCGCAUCUAUGUGCAGACCCUGGAGAAGUUUAUGAAUCACCCAGAUAACAAGGACUUCAUUGGCUCACGCAUGAUCUAUGCGCCUCUGCGCAAUACAGAUGCCGCGGGCGUGGCACGCUACAUCGAGAUACUCAAGCAGGUUAAGGCAACGUAUCCAGAUUUCUUGGCUGGCUUCGAUCUGGUGGGUCAGGAGGAUCUGGGACGUCCGCUGCGAGAGUUUGUGGAUCAGCUGCUGGAGGUGCCCGAGGAUAUUGACUUCUAUUUCCAUGCGGGCGAGACGAAUUGGUAUGGCUCGACGGUCGAUGAGAAUCUGAUUGAUGCUCUGCUGCUGGGCACGAAGCGCAUUGGCCACGGCUUCGGUCUCGUCAAGCAUCCCGUGGUGCUCGAUAUGGUUAAGAAACUGAAUGUGGCCAUCGAGGUGAAUCCUGUGUCGAAUCAAGUGCUCAAGCUGGUCAGCGAUUUCCGUAAUCAUCCGUGCUCUCAGUUCUUCGCCGACGGCCAUCCGGUCAUCAUCUCAUCCGAUGAUCCCAGCUUCUGGAAGGCCACGCCUCUCUCGCACGACUAUUACAUUGCCUUCCUGGGAAUCGCCUCGCAGCACGCAGACCUGCGCCUGCUCAAGAAGCUGGCGCUCAACUCCAUUCAAUACAGUUCGCUCUCCGCCGACCAAAAGUUCGAUGCGCUCAAUAAGUGGCAGACGAAGUGGGAUCAGUUCAUCGACUAUGUCAACGGCGUGCCGAACACUGCGCCCGGCCAGCAGCUCGAUUGACUAGCACGGGUGGUGGCAGCGCUUCUGAUUACGUACACCCGUCCUGAAG
Messenger RNA from Drosophila arizonae, 1929 nucleotides. It is a transcript of the gene Adgf-A, whose product is annotated as Adenosine deaminase-related growth factor A. Gene Ontology annotation, molecular function: adenosine deaminase activity. Gene Ontology annotation, biological process: inosine biosynthetic process; adenosine catabolic process. Lineage: Eukaryota; Metazoa; Arthropoda; Insecta; Diptera; Drosophilidae. The record is from RefSeq and is a predicted model, not a curated record.